Messenger RNA from Arachis duranensis, 3756 nucleotides. Its product is annotated as pentatricopeptide repeat-containing protein At3g23020. The record is from RefSeq and is a predicted model, not a curated record. Lineage: Eukaryota; Viridiplantae; Streptophyta; Magnoliopsida; Fabales; Fabaceae. The coding region runs from base 1273 to 3750 and encodes 825 amino acids. The transcript is spliced from 3 exons. Gene Ontology annotation, molecular function: protein binding.
CCCCCUUCUCCAACUCCUUCCUUCAGCAAACCCUAGCCUCUCCACCAAAGAAAGCAAACCCUAGCCUCCACCAUAGUUGUCGCAGUCUGUCGGAGUGAGACACUGCCGCCGGCGUCCAUCGCACUCAAGAACUUCUUCUUCGUGCUCUCGGGCCUCUCGCUGGAUCCUCCACGUCGGGUGCUCGCAUCUCGCCGGUCUCCUCUGUGCUCGGCUGCUCGCACCUCCCUCUGCCAGUGAGUGCUCGAGCUGUGCGUGUUGGUUGCUGCUCGUCGUCCGUGGUUGUCUCUGCUCGAUUCUGCCUCCCAGUCUCACUCGAGUCUCGUCUCAGUCACUGGCAUCUCGUGGUUCGUCUGUCUCGUCGCCGGCGGCAGAAGCAACUCGUGGGGUUGUCUCUUGCUUCGUUGCCUUCCGUGGGGUGGUCGCCGACUCGCCGUCGACCGUUGAGACAUUUAUAGUUUUAUACAGACAAGUGGUUCUGAUUUUGGAAUCAACUAUGGACAAAUAGCCAACGAUCUUCCCUCUCCAUCACGCGUUGCUGUUCUAAAACGAUUUUUCCGGUUGAACCAUCGGUUGGACUGGUUGGACCAAUGAAUCAGUGAACCAGUGAUUAAAGCAGUUUGAUGACCGGUCCGGUUUUCAGAACCUUGCAAAAACCACUAUUGGACCAUUGAAACCGAACCGAAAUCCGAUCGAUUUCGAUUGAGGCCGAAAACGACCCCCGUUUUAUUCAUAAAAUAAAAAAAUAAAAUAAAAUAAAAGAACAAAACGUAGCCCUAAUUUUUCCCCUAUGCUCAGCAGUCAGCGUCUCCUCCUUCUCCAGGUGUCCUCCCUCACUCUCUCAGCAAAGCAAAAUCCUCUCAUCUGCUCCGUCCAGCCACCGCCUCGUCACUGCCGCAGUCGCAUCUGCUCGAAGCCGACGUCCCCACUACAACUUGUCUCGCGUGGUUCUUCCGUCGCGCCGCCGGUGUUCCACCGCGCUCCACCCCUUCUCUUCUCCAGUUCCGCGGCGCUCCACCCUCCUCUGCUCCAAAAUCCCUCUCCCUCAUAUUCUGCUUGUUCUCGGCAUUGUAAACAUAAGACUGCCGCCAGCUUCUGCACGUCACAUUCUUCCUCCUUCUCCUUCAUACACUGCUCGUUCGAAGACCACCCAAGAUAUAUUUGCAAAAUCUGAUGGCCAAAGUUUGUGAUACUUUCAAUGGGGCUUUAUUUAAGGAUUUAGGAUUAUUCGUUGCAGGUUUGUUUCACAAUUCUCAAUAGUUUUGUUCUUGGGAAAUGCUUUUGAAGUUUCACCCUUUGUGUUUGAACGAUGUAAAUGCACUUGCCCCAACUUCAACGUCAACUUCCACCUCAAUUCUGCCUGAAAACAACAACUUUGUCCGCAUUCUCCAUAGCCCCAAUUCCACAAAACAUGUCAUAGAACACCAACACACUCCACCAAAGAGCCUGAAUUUGGAACAGGAUUUGGGGAUUCUAAAGAAAAGGGUUGAUAGGUCUGUUGUUUUGCAGCAUAACAAGGUGCACAUUAGGUGUUUGACGAAAUGGGUAUGUUAUGGUGGACGCAUUCCUUCUAUUCUUCAGGCUCUGAGUACUGUUCAGGACUUGGAUGAGGCUCUCAUGCCAUGGCAAGAGGCCUUGACCUGCAAGGAAAUUAGUAUUAUUUUGAAGGAACAGGUUUCUUGGGAGAGGGCUCUUCAGAUUUUUGAGUGGCUUGAGAAAAGGUGUUGUUAUGAGUUGAAUGUGAUUCAUUAUAACAUUAUCUUCAGGGUCCUAGGCGAGGCGCAAAAGUGGUGCCUUGUGGAGAGUUUGUGGGAUGAGAUGAAUGCAAGAGGGGUUGAACCUGUGAAUUCCACAUAUGGAACUUUGAUUGAUGUUUAUGGUAAAGGUGGACAGAGAAAAGACAAAGCACUUGUUUGGCUUAAGAAGAUGCGAAGUCAAGGAAUGGAACCUGAUGAGAUCACAAUGGGGAUUGUUGUUCAGUUGCAUAAGAGGAAUGGAGAGUACCAGAAAGCUCACGAAUUUUUUAGUAAAUGGUACUCAACAGGUGAACCUCUGAGACUAAGGAGGAGUAAUAAUACUUCAAAAGUAGGCCACAAUGUGUUAUCAUAUACCAAUGUUUGUUUAAGCUCAAGGACAUAUAAUACUUUGAUUGACAUGUAUGGUAAAGCUGGCCAACUUUGGGCAGCGUUUGAAAUCUUUGCUAAGAUGAUCAAACAAGGUGUAUCUCUGACCACAGUGACACUUAAUACAAUGAUUCAUUUAUAUGGAAAUCAUGGAUGCCUUGAGAAAGUUAGUUUGCUGUUGCAGAGGAUGGUGGAGCUUCGGUGCCUACCUGAUGCAAGGACAUAUAACAUACUUAUUUCUGUUUAUAUUAAGCAUAAUAAUAUCAAUUUGGCAGUGAGGUAUUUUGCAAUGAUGAAAGAGACCUGUCUUGAACCGGACCUUGUUAGUUAUCGUACCCUCUUGCAUGCAUACUCUACAAGGAAAAUGGUCCAUGAAGCCGAAGAGCACAUGCAGGAGAUGGAUGAGAAGGGUCUUGAGAUUGAUGAAUUCGCCCAAUCUGCUGUGACUAGGAUGUAUGUAGAGUUGCGUAUGCUUAAGAAAUCAUGGUUGUGGUUCAGGAGGUUUCAUCUAGCUGGGAGUAUUACGUCAGACUGUUAUUCCGCCAUUAUUGAUGCAUAUGGCCAGCAAGGGUAUACUUUAGAAGCAGAGAGAGUCUUUAACUGUUGCAAAGAAAGGAAGAAGCUUGGCGUCCUUGUGUUUAAUGUGAUGAUUAAAGCUUACGGGGUUGGAAAAUGCUAUGAUAAAGCAUGUCAGUUGUUUGACAGUAUGGAAACAUAUGGUUUUGUUGCAGACAACUGUAGCUACAGUUCUCUCGUACAUAUCUUGGCCACUGGUGACAGGCCACACAUUGCAAAAGCUUAUUUGAAAAGAAUGCAAGAGGCAGGACUAGUGACUGAUUGCAUUCCAUAUGCUGCGGUGAUAACAAGCUUUGGAAAGUUAGGCCAAUUGGAACAGGCAAAAGGAUUAUACAAGGAGAUGAUUGGAUAUAAUGUCCAGCCUGAUGUAAUUAUCUAUGGGGUGUUAAUCAAUGCGUUUGCUGAUGCUGGAAGUGUUAAAGAAGCUGUUAGUUAUCUUGAUGAAAUGCAACGGGCAGGUUUUCAAAGAAAUCCAACUAUAGACAACUCUUUGAUGAAGUUGUAUACCAAAGUAGGGUACUUGAAAGAAGCACAAGAAACAUACAAGUUGCUUCAGUCAUCAGAGCAGGGUCCUUCUAUAUUUUCCUCUAAUUGUAUGCUUGAUCUUUAUACUGAACGACUAAUGGUUGAACAAGCGAUUGAGAUAUUUGAGAGCUUAAAGCAGAAAGGUGUUGCAAAUGAGUUCUCAUAUGCAAUGAUGUUACGCAUGUAUAAGAAAAUUGGGAGAUUGGACGAAGCCAUUCAGAUUGCGAAACAAAUGAGAAACCUAGGACUCGUCACUGAUUUAUUAAGUUAUAAUAACAUAAUUGGCUUGUAUUCUCUUGCUAGGACUCCACAGGAAGCUACCAAGACUUUCAAGGAAAUGGCAAAAUCCGGAAUUCAACCAGAUGAUUUUACAUUCAGCGCUCUUGGACAAUGUUUGCUGAAUUAUGGAGUUUCAAAGCAAGAUAUUGGAAAGCUAGAAGUAAUGGUUAAGAAGGAUGCACCAAAUGCUUUGCAAGAAUGGAUGUUGAUGCUCUCAUCUGUGCUGGGAAUAGAUGGUUAUACAUAUUAAUUGACA